ACUACAAGCAGUUAGUGGAGGAAGAAGAACCAUAGCAACGGUCAAACAAAGAUGGCGACCUCGACUGCUGUGCGCCGCAGCACUUCAGAAGUCUUCAGUUUAUUCCUCUUUUUUACUGCCGUUCCUUCCUACGAAAAUGCAGCGAGCUACAACAACUUCAGUACGACCGCGAUUGGUGGUCAGAACGUAACAUUCAACGAUAUGGGCAAUUACACAGCGACACAGCCUACAGAGUUUGACUCAACAACCCCAACAACACAGAGCUACAGCAGCACAGAGGAGCCCGUCCUGCCGACCCUGACCACAGAGCCCCUGCCCAUCUCCGACCGCCUGCUCACUGUUGUGACCAAUGUUGACAGCUACUGUCCCUGUGAUGAGCUCAAAGAUGUGUGUGACAUCAACUGCUGCUGCGACAGAGAGUGUGGUGAGGAGGUGGCUCUGUUCACCGGCUGCUCUGUGGACACUGUCAGCGGCAACAAGCAGUUAUGUAGCCGAGAUGUAGCAUCCAACUCUUUAACGAGUACAAUAGAUGGCUAUUCAGAGGUGCAGUUGUUUGUCCAGAAGGAGACUAACUAUGAUGUCUUCUGCAUUCAGUCACAGAAUCGAGUCGAUGGAUUCUCUCAUCCCUCACCUGCUAUUCCUACUGGCAGCAACUUUGUCUCGCUGUUUAAACAGUUUAGCAGCUUUAUUUUUGGCUCAAAUGAGAAUAGUGGUCAGGUGUCCUCUGUAGAGCCCCUGACUGCAUCUGGAUACCAGUAUGGAGACAUAAUGAUGACAGCAGAAGACAGUGGGCAGAGGGGGGUUUUCUGGCUGCCAGCUCCUACUGUUACUGCUGACUGUGUGGACACCAGCCCUGCAGCAUUCCUACAGGAUCAGAGCAAUCGGUGUACUCGGGAUGUGGUCCUGGAGCAGGACUGCAGCACUCUGCUGGCCCUCAGCAUUGACACCUACACCAACAUCCAGGUCAUUGCUGGGAAGAACAAAGUUGCAGAUGUUGUUCCUGUUCAGGUGUCUUCAGUUAUUCUGCAGUCUGUAGAUGGGACUCAGACGGAGCUACAGAUCAGUGAUGGAGAAAAUCUCAACCCUCUUCUCCUGAACCGGACUCUCUGUGCUAAUGUGGUGCUGAAGGUUGUCUAUGUGAUGACGUACAAUCCUGCUGGUGAGAUAGUGAAUGUGACGGUGUCUGUGGUGCUUGGAUUUGUUUCUGAAGCAGCUGUUCCCCUGGAGCAGGAGUUUCUUGUCACAUUUGUCCAGGAGGGCGAGGAAGAGGUGGCUGUUCACUACAGUGGAAAUCCAGGUUAUGUGGAUGGGCUACCUCUUGUGUCAGGAACAAGAUCAGCAGAUGGGAUUGUUCAGAGUGUCGACCCCAGAGACACCUUGUCUCUUCUCCACAGUACUGAGGACCAGGACUGUCUUCUGGGACCACAUCAGCAUUCCCCUGUCCUGUUCGGCGUGGACUCUGUGUCUGGUUGCACAUUAAGACUGGAGGAUGCUGGCAACUGUUCCUUUGUCUCUCAAGUGCUUCUGGAUGUUCUGAGAGGACCAUACUAUACUCAAUAUGUGGCAUCCUUUGGAAACUCCCCGUUAGGCUAUCCACUGGACUGGCUACCAGUCAACAACUUCAAUCUCGGUGAAGCACAGAGUUGCAGCAUCCCGCUGUCAUUUCAUUUAGAAGUUGAGUGGACUAAAUAUGGAUCCUUGGUCAACCCCCAAAAUCAGAUUGUGAGCAUCAGAGAAAUCAUCCAAACCAACACCACCAGUUUGGAGCUAUUGUCUGGAGGCAGCGGUAUCCUGUCAGUCAGGAGCUCAGUGUCCUUUAUACCAGUUUCUGCUCCUGCUCAUCCUGGUUACAGAGCCACACCCACCAUUGAUGCCAAGCUGCCUUUUGACUUCUUCUUCCCUUUUGUCUGAACAGUCCAUUUCCCCUCACCAGUGUAUGGUAAAGUUUACCAUACACCCUGGUAGGUUGCCUCUCUGACAAUAAGCCCUGUGUGUCCUCUCAAUAUUUAACUGUAUAUUUUGUUAAUACUGUACAUAGAUUGAUACUGAAAAUUGGUACUUUGUGUCAAACUUCACUUUGAUGACUGGAAAAAUGAGUUUGAUACAAACACAUAUCUGUUGACAGUGACAGUACAGCAUGCAUAAGUGGACACACAGCCACACCAAAAGCUGUCAUCCGACAGGAGGGCACCGGGCAAUAUAUAUGUAAUUCUUGGUCAGUGCCAACCCUUGGCUCAUUAUUGUUCAAGGAGUUAAGGGAGUUUUUUAACAUCAGCAUGCCAUGUGUAAAGGACAGGGAAACAUCAAAAAUGAUUAAGCAUUUUUAUGAGAGAAUGAAACAUUAUCACACAUUUCAUCCACAGUCCUCUCCUUUUUGAUCAUGGGAUCAACACCACCAAUCAUCAACUAUAUCUAACUACUGUCUGGACUGGUAAAAUACCACUUUUCCACCUAAAUUAGCAAGUCUAAACAGAUUUUUUUAAAUGUGGGCCUACUGAUCCCACUUCCUGUAGGCAUGUAAGUGUUUCGCUGUACGUCACUGACAUCAUGUUUGAUGUCACAAAUGUCACAACCCCGGAAAUUGAUUUGUUUCACUACCAUAAUUUGAGCCAUUUGGUCCAAUAACGUAUGGAAAGUCUAGAAGAGCAGUACGAUUAAAUUAUUUUAUCCCCUUCAAGAUAGCCACCUCCGUCAGGAAUGCAUCUGUUUUCAUAGCCAUGAAGUCAAGCUUUUUUGGCUUCACUAACAUAGCAAGUCAUCAGAUCUUGUUCUGGGGAAUUAGACAACUUUAGUAUUGGUCCAACACAGAACCUUGUGGAACCCUGUGACUAACUAGAGGAACUGCAGUGAGGAUGCAGUGUUAACUUGUAAGAACUGAGAACUGAUUUUUUUGUAAUUAUUGUAUACUAAAGAUGUUGAUAUGUAUAUAGGAGUUUAUUCUUUCUAUUUAUUUCUUGCCUUUUUAAUACUUUUGUUUAUUUUUCAUAAUUGUUAAUGUUUUUUUAAAAAAAUACUGUCCUUUUGCUGUUGUGGCAAAGAAAUUUUCCCCGUUUGUGGGACAAUAAAGGUAUAGUGAUUCUGA
Acanthopagrus latus (yellowfin seabream) is the source of this 3082-nucleotide messenger RNA. It is a transcript of the gene tctn1, whose product is annotated as tectonic family member 1. Gene Ontology annotation, cellular component: MKS complex. Gene Ontology annotation, biological process: cilium assembly; protein localization to ciliary transition zone. The transcript has 14 exons. The coding region runs from base 52 to 1911 and encodes 619 amino acids. The record is from RefSeq and is a predicted model, not a curated record. Lineage: Eukaryota; Metazoa; Chordata; Actinopteri; Spariformes; Sparidae.